AUUAAUAUGUAUAUGCUGACCCACUCCACUGGUUUUAUAAGAAAAAGUUGGGAGAUGACUUGGAGCGCAAUGCCUCUUCCAACAUAAAAGAAACCUAUCUGAGCAUAUCACAUCUAAUUAAGGACAACUUUACUCUCAGUUGAGUCUUCCUCAACAUCUCAUCAUCUCAAAUCUGUUCAUUUUCAACACUCAUAUAUGGAUCAGUCUUCCUUUAUUGGAGUCAUAUGGGAAGUUGUCAAGUGAUUUUGUGGCUGCGCCAAACAAGAAGCUGAUUUCCUCUUUGAUUUGAAAAACAAUCUGCAGAAGCUAGAAGAUUAGAGGAAAAGGCUUGAAGACAUUAAAAAAGAUAUGGAAGCACAAGAUGAAGAGGCUGAUAACAAUCCAGGAAUGAAAAUAUCACACCAACUCAGUGCUUGGCUGCAACGAGUUGAAGUCCUUCAACAGGAAACGAUAGAUAUAGAAGCUCGAGGAGCCUAAGAAGUUCAGAAUAAAUGCUUUAGUGAAAGGUGUCCAAAGGAUUGUAUGUCGAGCUACAAGCUGGGAAAGAUUGUUGCUAAGAUGCUCAAGGAUGUGGAUGAAAUGGCAACUGAGGGGAAAGGCUACAGUAAGGAUUUUCCAGUUGUUUACAAAGUACCAACCAACGCAAUUGAGAUACCUCUCAAUGAGACGGUGGGGUUGGAUUUGAUGUUUGAUAAGGUGUGGAAUAGUAUUGAAGUAGAGAAUGUUGGUGUGAUUGGUUUAUAUGGGAUAGGCGGGGUGGGAAAGACUACUUUAUUGAAGAAACUUAAUAAUGAACUUGAGAACAGAAGGUUGGAUUUUGAUGUUGUGAUGUGGGUGGUGGUAUCAAAAGAGCCCAACCUGGAUAGUAUUAUGGAUAAUAUUAGAAAACUGGUUGGGAUCAAAGACGACAUUUGGAAGACCUGCUGUAAUCCACGUGAAAAGGUAGCAAGGAUAUAUAGAGUCCUCAAACAAAAGAAAUUUUCCUUAUUAUUGGAUGACAUAUGGGAUACAUUAGACUUGAAAUUAGUUGGAGUGCCACAUCCAAAAGACACUAAAUGUCAAUCCAAAAUAUUAUUCACAACACGGUCAGAAGACGUGUGUGCAAAAAUGCAAGCUGAAAGAACAUUCAAGGUAGAAACAUUGACGGAGGAAGAAGCAUCAAAGUUAUUUUGCAUGAAAGUUGGUGAGGAAACUUUGAGGUCAAACCCUCACAUUCCAAAAUUAACUGAGAAGAUGGCUAAAGAAUGUAAAAGGUUACUACUUGCACUAAUCGUGAUAGGAAGUGCCAUGGCCGGAGUGAAGAGCAUGGAAGCUUGGGAACAUUCAAUAAAUAACUUAACGAGUUCUUCAUUAACUGCUCCAAAUUUGGAGGUGAAAGUAUUCUCUGUCCUUAAAUUUAGCUAUGACCAGUUGGAUAAGGUACAUAAAAGUUGUUUCUUGUACUGUGCAUCAUACCCAGAAGAUUGUGAGAUUAUGGUUCUCAAUCUCAUCAAUAAAUGGACGUGGGAGAAAUUUCUUUGUAAUGCCAUGAGAAAGAGUGUACAAGACAUGCGUGGUUAUGGGGAGACUGUUUUUGAAAAGUUGAAGCUUUCAUGCUUGCUAGAGGGUAUUGAAAAUGAUCUUUUUAUGACACAUGAUCAAGAUAUUGAAUACAUGAAGAAGAGAUGGCGAGUCUUGGAUGUAAUAGUCAGAGAAGAACGAAUAUUUGUGGAGAUUGGUGGUUUAGUUUCUCUUGAAUGUCUUACUUUGCUAAUGAUAGAUAUUCCAAGAGAAGAGUAUUUCAUGAAAUUGCGGUACUUGAAAAAUAUAAAGUUUCUUAGCUUGCGGGUAUUAGAUGUGUUGGAAUGGAAUAUUCCGUUGGGAGUGUCGCUUCCAAAUAUUGAGGAAGUAUGGAUAGGAAUAAGGAGUUUAGAUGGUCGCCACAAAUUAUUCAAGUCAAUCAAAUUGCAAAGUUGCAUAUACAACCUUUCUAUUGAUUGCACAUAUUUGCAGAAUCUCGCUUCAUUAUUAGCAUGCAUGUCAAAAAUGAAGCACCUGCAAGAAAUUAAGUUGUAUUCGUUGGAUUGUAUUGGAAGCACGGAAUAUUCUUUUGUUAUCGAUACAUGUUGCCUAAACAAGCUCCGAAGCGUGACAAUAUGUGCAUGUCAAGGAGUAACUCAUGCGACAUGGCUCAAGCAUGCUCCUCUCCUUCAAGAACUUAGCAUUCAAGGAUGUAGGUCAAUGGAAGAGGUGAUCAAAGAAGAAGCAGCAACAAAGGAUGAGAAUAUUGAGGAUUCCUCUUUAUUCUUUUCUCUCGUCACUCUCACUCUAGAGGGCUUGCCAAGUAUUAAGAGCAUCCACAAGGCAACCUUGCCUUUUCCUUCCCUCAAAUCCAUUAGAAUAUAUGAUUGUCCAGAGCUGAAAAAGUUACCACUUGAUUCCAAUUCUGCCAAACUCAAGUUGACACUCAUCCAAGGACCAGAAAGUUGGUGGAACAAUCUGGAAUGGGAUGACCACGCGGCCAAGCAGAUAUUCCAAUCCAAGUUCAAAGCUUAUUUAGCUUCCGAGUUUUUGGUCAGAUGUAGAUGCAUUAUUACGAGCUCUGCUUUUCAUUACUUUUCUUCCUUAGUGUGGCUUAGCUUUUCCACUCAAAAAUAAAAGUAAACAUGUGUGUUCCAUGCAUAUGAUUCCUUAGUCAA
Prosopis cineraria is the source of this 2678-nucleotide messenger RNA. Its product is annotated as disease resistance protein RFL1-like. The record is from RefSeq and is a predicted model, not a curated record. The coding region runs from base 523 to 2637 and encodes 704 amino acids. Gene Ontology annotation, molecular function: ADP binding. The transcript is spliced from 4 exons. NCBI's taxonomy places the organism in Eukaryota, Viridiplantae, Streptophyta, Magnoliopsida, Fabales, Fabaceae.